Cryphonectria parasitica EP155 is the source of this 1650-nucleotide messenger RNA. RefSeq lists its product as uncharacterized. Lineage: Eukaryota; Fungi; Ascomycota; Sordariomycetes; Diaporthales; Cryphonectriaceae. The record is from RefSeq and is a predicted model, not a curated record. The transcript is spliced from 5 exons. The coding region runs from base 1 to 1650 and encodes 549 amino acids.
AUGCGCAUACUCAGCCAGACCUGUCGUAUCCCAGCGGCCUUGUUUGCCGUCCUGGCAUCCAGCACACCUCUGUCGGCAGCGGCACAGAGCCUGUUUGACUACUCGAUGCAGGUGCAGGACCUGCGGUUCGAUGACUACUACAAGUACAUCCGGUAUCAGGAGGUCGCUGGGGAGCUGAGCACGAGGUUUACGGCGUGGUAUACGGCGGGGCUGUUGUACCGCAACCAGGGCAAUGAUGUUGAGAAUGCAAAGGCUGCGAUUGAGAAUAUCCUCCGGGCCCAGAUGACUGCAGAGUAUGACUCUGCCUGGUAUGGAACGUAUAAAGUCACUCUUGACGGCCCAGUGCCGACAGACAAUUCGUCCUACUGGCCGCCUGAGAUAUAUACCACAUAUGAUCCCAACUGGAGGGAAUUCGUCGGCACCCAGCUCGUCCAGGUGGUAGAGCUCUACGCAGACCUCCUAGGCGAUGACCUGGUCAGCCGCAUCGAGGACGCGCUGGAGAUGGCGGCAGUAGGCGAGAUCCGGCGCAACGGCAGCUACCCGGCCGGCGACAACCUCAUCCUGGCCUACACGAACCCAGGGCUGAUGCGGUGCCUGACCGUCGGCUGGAUCGGGGCGCGGCGCAACAACGCAACCUACAUCAACUUCGCCAACCAGCAAGGCAACGCCCUCCUCGCCCUGUUCCGCGCCAACGGCUCCAACACGUUUGGCGAGUACAACGCACCAACCUACUACGGCAUGGACAUCUGGGCGCUGGCGGCCAACAUCGCGUACGGCCCCGCCAACGCCACCAUGACCAGCAACGCGCGGUACCUGCUGACGCACCUGUGGGAGGACAUCGCGGCGCACUACAACCCGUACCUGCGCAACCUCGCGGGGCCCUACGACCGGGCCUACACGCGCGACAUGACGGCGCACUCGGCGGUGCUCUCGUUAUGGUGGUGGGGGCUCUUUGGGCGCGAGUACGGCGGGCAGCCGGUGCUGGGCGAGGCGGACCUGCUGUACGACGUGGCGCAGGGGGCGGCGCUGGCGCAGGUCGUGGACGUGGUGGCGGCGCACAUCUCGGACGAGGCGGCGGCGGCGCUGCAGGCCACGGGAAAGUGGGAGGGGUCGCGGCUGCUGAACAGGACGGUGCGGGAAUCGCUGGACACGGACGUGCUGCGGGUGGCGACGUCGUGGGUGUCGGCCGAGGUCAUGAUGGGUGCCGAGGCGCUGGCCGAGACGGUCAACCGCGGGGCGCAGUUUGUGCCAGCCAUUGUGCACUGGGCGUCGGACCCGGCGCGCACGCCGAGCCCCUAUGUGGGCUUCUUUUCUCUGUACCCGUCUGCGUCGACGGUGGAUGCUGUCGUGACGGGGCCUGGCGCGCUGGCGGUGUCGUAUCCCAACACCACGCAGGCGGGCACCGAAAUUUUUACGUUUGCGGUCAGUGGGAUCCCGCCUGGCUGGACGCUGGAUGGGAACCGGGUCACGGGGCUGGAGGGUCUGCCUUGUCUGGCGGUGAAUGUGUCGGCGCCUGGGCUGGUGGCCUUGCCUGUGACGGCUUCGGCUUCGGUCUUGGAGGAUCAUUAUUAUUAUAACGUUUCGUGGGUUGUGCCGGAGGGGUUUGAGGGCGUGCCUGGGGUGAGCUUGGAGGUGGCGUAUACUUGUUGA